Molecule: messenger RNA, 1206 nt
Organism: Vanrija pseudolonga
Lineage: Eukaryota; Fungi; Basidiomycota; Tremellomycetes; Trichosporonales; Trichosporonaceae
Exons: 3
Coding region: 25-1206 (393 amino acids)
Source: RefSeq, a predicted model, not a curated record
CCACUCACGCACACUCUCUAACCCAUGGCCUCACCCCACGCCCAACUCUCCGACCCUCUUUCGUCCCCCCUCAACCCCAUAUUCGUCGCGCUCGGCCUGCGCGGCCGCGCGCCAGAGAGCAUCGCCGCGCGCGCCAUGCUCCUCGCGGCGGGGCUGUACGCUAUCCGCUACGUCCUCGGCGGCAUCGUCACGGCGCUGGCGGCUAUCGCGCUGGCGAACCUCUUCCUCGCGGCUCGGGACGACUCCAAGAAGACUGACACCUUCGACAUCGGCACCCCCCUCACGGCCUUUAGCAGACCCAGUACCCCUUACACGAUCGUACUCACCACCGCGGGCGACUGGCGCCCACCGUCCCCCCUCGCGGCGCUCGCCGCCGCCUCAUCGCCCCUCGUCACGCGCACCCCCAACCCCACCCGGCACCGACUCUGGCUCCGGGAAGUGAUCACCGAGACCGAGCCGCACAUCGCCCACGGAAAACAGACGUACCUCAUCAACGGCGACUUCGAGCUCACUCCCUGCUUCCCCGAUAGCGAGGAGACCAUGAAGGCGAUCAACGCGUCGCCCAUCUCGUCCAUGGCGGUGCUCACGACGUCCAACAUCCCCGCGUUCUUCAAGCAGCUCGACCUGCCCUCCCUGCGCACCCUCGACCUGUCGGAAUGCGGUAACAAGCUCGCUGGGUCGAGCGCGGAGAUCGCAGAGUAUCUCGCCUCCCCCCGCUCCCACGGCCUCGAAACCCUCAUCCUAUCGCCCAUCCUCCACCCCGCCGACCAUGAGCACGUCCUCCGCGGCGUGUCGGCCAACGCGACCCUCACGCGCGUCUGCUUCCUCAUGUGUGGGCAGUCCAAGUGCUCCCCGUGUCCGUUUGGCCUGGGCGAGCAGUAUCGCUCGACACUGGAGCGCAACGCUGGCCUGACGCACCGUGUCCGCCUCGCCGGCAUCCAGACUCUUGUGCCCGCGCGUGUCCUCCUCAACGCGCACGCCAUCACCCCGGCUUCGGUCCCCUUUGCCCGUCUCCCCCUCGAGAUUGUCCUCAACAUCGUCAAGCAGUGCGCCGACGAGCCGGACGCGCUCACCCCUGCCCAGUUCGCCAAGCUGCGCCUGUUCGCCACCGACCGGGCAAAACAGACCCUCGUCCGUGGUGGCGGAGCAAGCGAGCUCGAGUACCGGUCCCGAGUCGCCGGCUUCUACUGGGACUGGGGCGUGUAG